Messenger RNA from Morus notabilis, 2262 nucleotides. RefSeq names its product auxin response factor 18. The record is from RefSeq and is a predicted model, not a curated record. Bases 59 to 1921 code for a protein of 620 amino acids. The transcript has 4 exons. Gene Ontology annotation, cellular component: nucleus. NCBI's taxonomy places the organism in Eukaryota, Viridiplantae, Streptophyta, Magnoliopsida, Rosales, Moraceae. Gene Ontology annotation, biological process: response to hormone; regulation of DNA-templated transcription. Gene Ontology annotation, molecular function: protein binding; DNA binding.
GUGAGAAAAUCUCUUUCUCUCUCUAUAUCUGUCCGAGAGAGAGAGAGAGAGAGAAGCGAUGAAGACGAAAAUCUUGGAUGCGCUGGUAUGGCAGGCGUUGGCGGGUCGGAUGGCCCAAGUCCCGAGGGUGAACUCGAAGGUGUUCUACUGUCCCCAGGGUCACGCCGAGCACGCCUUCGCCACCGCCGAUUUCGCCGCCUCUCUCGGAGUCCCGCCGCUCCUCCUCUGCCGAGUCUCCGCCGUCGAAUUGAUGGUCGACCUCGAGACCGAAGAGGUUUUCGCCAAGAUUAGCCUCGUCCCGCUCGGCCAAGAAGACGGCCUCCCCGACGGCGACGACGAUAACGGAAUUCCGGCGGCGGCCGAGGGUUCGUGCUUCGUCGGGAAGGUCCUCACCCAGUCGGACUCCAACAAUGGCGGAGGGUUUUCGGUCCCGAAGUACCUGGCGGAGACCGUCUUCCCGAAGCUGGACUACUUGACGGAUUCGCCGUGCCAGCAAUUGUCCGUGAGGGACGUCCAUGGCGAGGUUUGGGAAUUCAAACACAUUUACCGAGGGUCACCGCGCCGGCAUCUGUUGACAACCGGCUGGAGCGUCUUCGUCAACAAGAGGAAGCUCGUCGCCGGCGAUUCCGUCGUCUUCGUCAGGGAUAAGGAUGGGAAUAUCUCUGUCGGGAUUAAGCGAGGCAGAAGGACCUACUGUAACAGCAAUAACAACAAUAAUGGAUCCGCAAAGGGUGUCGUUUCGCCUCAAGACGUUCUCGAAGCCGUGACUCUGGCGGCCAAUGGGAAGCCAUUUGACGUCGUUUACUACCCGCGUGACGGCGCCGCCGAGUUCUGCGUCAGGGCCUCGGCCGUGAGAGCGGCCUUGGGGAUUUCGUGGAGCAUUGGGAUGCGAUUCAAGAUGCCAUCUGAAGACGAUUAUUCUUCAAGGAUUAGCUGGUCAUUGGGAACCAUAGCCUCAGUUUCGCCUGCUGACCCAAUUCACUGGCCUAAUUCCCCAUGGCGGUUUCUUCAGGUGUCAUGGGAUGAGCCAGAUUUGAAACAAAAUGUGCAACGUGUCAAUCCAUGGUUGAUCGAACUGAUAUCAAACGCGCCCAUGGUCAACUUCUCAUCCUAUUCCCCACCGGGAAAGAAGUUGCGGCUAGCACAGCAGUCAGACUUUACUCUUGACAGCCAAUAUCCUGCGCUGUCAAGUUUAGGCAAUACACUUGGUCCCAGCAACCCUUUGUGUUAUCCACCUGAUAACACCCCUGUUGGCAUACAGGGAGCCAGGCAUGUUCUAUUUGGAGUACCUUUAUUGGAUCUCCAAGUUAAUGACCCGCUGCAGUUAAGGAUUUUUCCUCCCAACGUGCAGCUGUCAAAUCAACUUUCUACUAGUCCUAAUAGCGUCAUCGCAGGCCAGACACAUGACAAUGAAAGCUUAUCUAGCUUGCUCACGGUAGGGAACUCUAGUCCGAGCUUGGAGAAGUCUGAUGGUGUGAAGACACACCACUUUAUCCUCUUUGGUCACCCGAUAGUCACUGAGCAGCAAGGCUCCCCUAGCUCUUCUGGCGACGCAGUCUCACACGAUUUUGGCAAAAGUCCAGUAGAUGGGAACACAGACAGAGAAAAGUAUAUUCCUAAUGGCUCAGGACCCACCCUCCAGGGCACUGAAUUUGGCCUGGAUACAGGUCGCUGUAAGGUAUUCAUGGAAUCCGAGGAUGCAGGGUGGACUCUUGACCUUUCGGUUCUUGGAUCUUACGAGGAGCUGUACAGGAGUCUGGCCGACCUGUCUGGAAUAGAAAGAUCUGAGAUGCUGAUCCGUGUUCUUUACUAUGAUGCAACUGGAGCUCCUAAACGAACUGGGGACGAACCAUUCAGUGAUUUUAUGAAAAAAGCAAAGAGGCUUACAAUUUUAGCCUCCGAUCGGGCAGCAGCAACAUAGGAAGGACACGGAUUACGGAGAUAGAUGCGAAGUGCUGAAAAUGGCCUUGCUGCAUCCAAUGGCAGAUAGCUAGUUUGAAUUACGUAGUCAGGUUAUCUAGUUUGGCACUAGUGUUUAGCUUUUAAGAUUUGUGAAUGAUCGUUUUUAGGAUCUUUGGAUUUUGCAACGAGAUAUGGGAUAUUGAACUCCAUCUUUUUAUUGCAUUAUGUAGUCUUAGGUUGUCUUUUUUUUUUUUUUUUUCUUUGGUGUUAAAGUGUGUCUGAAUGAACACCAUCUUUUAUUGACGCCUACUACUAUGUUGAGUUUUCGUUUCUGGUAAUCCUAUCUGACAUAAACUAACU